Drosophila busckii is the source of this 4310-nucleotide messenger RNA. It is a transcript of the gene Pex23, whose product is annotated as tectonin beta-propeller repeat-containing protein. The record is from RefSeq and is a predicted model, not a curated record. The coding region runs from base 50 to 4120 and encodes 1356 amino acids. Gene Ontology annotation, cellular component: membrane. The transcript is spliced from 5 exons. Gene Ontology annotation, molecular function: carbohydrate binding. Lineage: Eukaryota; Metazoa; Arthropoda; Insecta; Diptera; Drosophilidae.
AAAACAAAGACAGGCAGCUACUGCAGAGGUAUAAUAUAAACAGAGUGCAAUGCCCAGUAGUCUUCUCUUUGCCACCAGCAGUGAGGGCCGUGUGCAUACACUAUCCACCAGCUCCACAGGAUGGCGAGAAUUCCCCUAUCUGGGCUUGGAGUUCAAAAAAAUCAACGCCGUGCCCAACUACAUGUGGGCCAUUGGGGGCGACAGGCAGGUGUAUGUGCAUGUGCAUGGCCUGGACGUGCCCAUACGCGUUAAGGAGGAGUCGUAUGAGAACGAGCGCUGGCUACCUAUUGAGGGAUUCUCAAAGACGCUGCUCCCCACCGAUCGCUACAAGUACUCUAGCGUUGAUGGCAGCAUUGAACGCAGUGUGGACAAAAUACGCCUGCCUUCCAUGGCUUGGCAGUGGGACGGUGAUUGGCACCUGGAUCUCGAGUUGGACGGACAGCAGUUGGCCGAAGACGGCUGGAUGUACGCUUUGGACUUUCCUGCCACCUAUUCGGCAAAGAAGUCGUGGAACUCGUAUGUGCGGAGACGCAAAUGGAUACGCUAUCGUCGCUACGCUGCUCUGAACAGUUGGUGUGCUGUAGCGCCGCUGCACAAGGAUCCUACUCAGGAACCCUUUAUUGAUGUGGCAAUAGGCGGAACACAGGUGCCCAAUGCUCGCGCCGGCACGCUUUGCGUCUGGGCCAUAACCGCACAUGGUCGUGCUAUGUUUCGCAGCGGCGUUACGGCAUAUUCUCCCGAGGGCUUGGCUUGGACUGCAAUUAAUACGCCAACUGGCAGCGAGCUGGCACAGAUUAGCGUCGGUCCUACAGGUCUUAUUUGGGCUGUGCUCUACAAUGGCCGUGUUAUAGUGCGCACAGGUGUCACACGCGACAAUCUGGCUGGUGAAGCGUGGCUGGAUGUGAAGACACCAGUAGCAGUAAAUGGACAGACCGAUACGCCACGUGGCUUACGCAUCUUGCAAGUUUCCGUAGGCACAGACGCCGUCUGGUGCAUUACCAAUGAUAAUCACGCCUGGUUUCGACGAGGCAUCAAAGGCGCUGCUGCUGGUAUUAGCGAGGAUGCGGCUAUUGGAAAAGGUUGGGUAGAAAUGGUGGGCAACCUAUCAAUGAUCUCUGUGGCGCCCAACGAUCAGGUAUUUGCUGUUGGAGCUGCCGACCGUGCCAUCUACUACAGAUCCGGCGCUAGUGCUGCCGAUCCCACUGGCAAAAAGUGGCUUAAGAUACAGUGCCCAAUGCAAAUCAGCCGCUCUUCUAGUUCCUUGUCCAUAGUAUCGCGCAAAAGUGGUGGCAGCAGUUCCACGCCUGGUUCCAAGCAUCAGAGCUUCUCAAAUUUGUACUCAAAAGAAAAGGAGAAGGGCGUUGUGGAAACAUGCGCCCUUAUCGAAACAGUCACUACGCACAGUAGCUCAUCCUCCAAUAAUGGCCUAAACAGUCGGCUCAAAAACGAGCGUUGGAAACUCAGCGCCGAUUCGCCGCCGACCAUUGGCAGUCUAAACUUGAACGAGCGCCACAAGCAACGGUCCACGGUGCUGCGAGAGACUUCCGCGCAUGCAUCGAGUGCGCCGGCUGCUGAUAUUGCCGAGAUUACCGGUAAGUUUGAGACGCAGCUGAAGAAUCCACGUGCCUGGUCUCCAGUGCGCAGUGUGGGCUCAGUUGUGGGCAUGGAGGCGCAUCCGGAGAGCGAUUCAGCUGUGUUUGAGUCGGAGUCAGCGCAUGGCUCUGAUGCUUUUUUGGGCGAAGACGAUCACAAUGGCUCGCAGUUCUGGACAGAGUGCGCGGUCAUGUGGAGCUGUGUGGCAACUGGUGCAGUUAAUGUGGAUGCUAACAACAUACCCAACUGGUUUAACGAUCAUCUGAACAACGAUGGCAAAACCGAUACGAAUCCCAACUGGCGCAACCAUAUACUCGACAAACUCAAGAAUCGGCAGCAGAGAUUGGCCAAGAUGCAACAGACGAGACACUUCGAGAAGGCCGUUGAGCUAAGCUCCUGGGUAAAGUCGGCUGAAGCUCGUUAUCAGCAUCCAGCUGGUGACUAUGAAGAUUGCCUGAUUGAGCUGGAGUGGGUGAGCGGCAGUAGCUGCAACAGCAGCUUGGAUAAGGAGUCAGACAAUGACAGUGACUCCGGUACCUUUAGCGUGCUCAGCCCCGAUGGUGCCUCCACCAAAAUACAGUUCACCCUUUCCGAUAUUACAUGCGUGCAGUGCUGCAGUGAACCUGGUGCUCCCCGCCUGGCUAUACACGCUCUCCACUUGCCUCUCGGCUCCAGUCCGGUUAAGCUGCAGUUUGACAGUGAUGCUGAAAUGGAGGAUUGGCUAUCGCAUUUGUCUUCCGUGUGCAGCCAAAUCAACAUGCUCAUGGGCAAGCCGGCCAGUAAUGCCAUCUGGGCCACCAGCGAACUGGGCGAUGUGUUUGUCUUCGAUGCAGCCAACAUGAAGGCGCAGCAGCUGGAGCGUUGCACCGACGGGCACGCUCAGUACGUGGAGCGCAUGGACUUGUCUACCUGCGAGACGCCCUACUACAACAAGCUCUACAAUGGCAUGCCUAUUGGCAGCGAGCUGGAGAUUAUGGGCUGUGUCUAUGAUGAUGCCGAUCAGAUACGUUUCGAUCUGCAGUGCCAUUCGAAUGUCAAGGCGCUGCCGCAUCGCGUGGAAAAGUAUCGCGUCAUUGCGCUGCAUUUAAAUCCGCGUUUUAACGAGCGAACCACUGUGCUCAACUCCAUGGUGGACUCGGAGUGGUUAGAGGAGCAACGCAAUGACCAAAUGGCCUUUGCACCAGGCGCCACGUUUACAGUCAAAAUCAGGGCGUUGACGCAGUAUUAUCAGAUUGAGAUAAACCACAAGCCAUAUGCAAAUUAUAAAUAUCGCGCUGACCCAGCGGCUGUUACCUGUUUGUAUGUGAGCGGACUGGUCAAGUUGUUCAAUGUCUCGUACCGUUCGCCCUCACUGAUUGUUUCCAUGCAACAGAUGCACUGGCGCCAAAUUGGCGGCCAUAUAAAGCGCAUCUACAACAGCGGCGUCGAUGUCGUUUGGGGCAUUGCCUGUGACAAUACGGCGUGGGCAUACAAUGGCGGCUGGGGUGGCAUGUUUCUCAAGGGCCUGGAGGGAUCCGGCAAGAUAAACCCCAUGACGGAUACGCACACCUACUACGUGUAUGAGAACCAGCGCUGGAAUCCUAUUAGCGGCUUUACGGCCAAGAGUUUGCCCACGGAUCGGCACAUGUGGAGUGAUGCGAGCGGACGGCAGAAACGCAGCAAGGAACAUACCAAAUUGCUAUCCACGCACUGCGAAUGGAUUUCAGACUGGGCCAUCGACUAUAACAUUCCCGGCGGCGCCGAUAAAGAAGGCUGGCAGUAUGCCAUUGACUUCCCAGCUACCUAUCAUGCUCGCAAGAAACUCACAGAUUGUGUGCGUCGUCGACGCUGGUUCAAGAAGUGUCGUCUCAGCAGCAGCGGACCCUGGCAGGAACUCAGUCACUCGAAGAUACUCGAUGCUGCGCUUCAAGUCUUGGAUGAUGAUGUGGACAGCGCUGUGAAUGUGGAUGACAUGCCUGUGGCAGCUUGGGCAAUUGCUUCUAAUGGUGAUGUGCUUGUUAGACAUGGCGUGUCCACGUUGAACCCACGCGGCGACACCUGGGAGCACAUUGUUAGCGAUCAGCCGCUUAUUGGCAUCAGUGUAACCCCCAGCGGACAGGUCUGGGCAGUAGCGCGUAACGGCAUGAUCUUCUUCCGCUAUGGCGUAAGCAAGCUCAAUUCCAGCGGAGACGCCUGGCAGCAGGUUGAAGCACCAGCGGGCGUCACCUUCAAGGCGAUAAGCGCUGGCCGCGCCGGCAUCUGGGCCUUGGAUAACCAACAGCGUUUGGCUGUACGCCGCGAGAUCUCACGCACCUUUCCGGAAGGCUCGCAUUGGCAAUUUCUACCCAAUGCUGCCAGUGUGGCGCCUCACACCGAUACCCACUGCGGAUUUCGUGCCGUAUCUGUGGGCAGCGAAGUCUGGGCUAUUUCCCUCAACGGCAUCAUUUGUCGUCGCUGCGGCAUUACUAACGAGAAUCCUGCUGGCGCUGGUUGGAACAUGGGCAUAGCGGGCCAAUGGCAAAAUGUAUCCGUAGAGGGUUACAUGUAAACAUUCCGCUUACAGUAUUUUUAUGUAAAACAUUAGCCAAGCCAUUUGUAUAUUGAGUUGACAGAGAGCCACGCUGCGGCAUGCCAAAGAGUCCUUUUCAUUUCAUAAUUAUUAAUAAUUAAUUUGAGUUGAUGCUAUCCAUUACAUUGUCAGCUAUUUAGUAUGUGAUGCUUUCAAAUACAAUAUACAU